This is a messenger RNA of Ziziphus jujuba (common jujube), 3514 nucleotides long. Its product is annotated as auxin response factor 17. Gene Ontology annotation, molecular function: DNA binding. The record is from RefSeq and is a predicted model, not a curated record. Gene Ontology annotation, cellular component: nucleus. The coding region runs from base 236 to 2080 and encodes 614 amino acids. Gene Ontology annotation, biological process: response to hormone; regulation of DNA-templated transcription. Lineage: Eukaryota; Viridiplantae; Streptophyta; Magnoliopsida; Rosales; Rhamnaceae. The transcript is spliced from 2 exons.
AUCUAUCACGGACACAUCGGAGGAGAGAGAAAGAGAGACACUCGCGCACUCACACUCUCACGCAAACCCACCCACACACACACACACAAACACACACCCCUUAUGUUAGAAAACCCUAACCAAACCCGGCUUCUCCUUUCCUCUCUCAUUUCCCUUCAAAUCCCUCCCUAAAUCUUUUCUCUCCCAAGUCCCUAGAAAAUUAAACCCCCCCCCAAAAAAAAAAAAAAAAUUUCAAAUGCCUCCGACGCCCCCGAAUCUACGGCGAAUCGACCCGAAAAUAUGGCGGGCUUGUGCCGGGUCGUCCGUACAGAUUCCGGCGGUGGAUUCUCGUGUUUAUUACUUCCCUCAAGGUCAUCUGGAGCAAUCGUCGUCUUCGCUUCCUCCGCUUCUGUCUCCCCUGGUGCUUUCCAAGCCUCUCAUUCUGUGCCGUAUCGCCGCCGUACAGUUUCUCGCCGAUCCUCAUACCGAUGAGGUGUUUGCAAAGCUUGUGCUCCAUCCUAUUAACCCUCAGCUCUCUGCCUUGUUUCGUUCGUCUGGGCACGGGCGGUUACAGACGCAGGACGGUGAAGGUGGAGGAGGAGCAGGAGGAGAUGAAGACGAUGAUGAUGAAGAGGAAGGAGAAGAACAGGGACAGGAGGAGGAUAAGGUCGUCUCGUUCGCGAAGAUCCUUACACCUUCCGAUGCCAACAAUGGCGGCGGGUUCUCUGUUCCGAGGUUCUGCGCCGACUCGAUCUUCCCGCCGCUGAACUAUCAGGCCGAGCCUCCGGUACAGACCUUGUCCGUCACCGAUGUCCACGGCGUCGUCUGGGAUUUCCGGCACAUCUAUCGCGGCACGCCGAGGCGGCAUUUGCUGACGACCGGCUGGAGCAAGUUCGUCAACUAUAAGAAGCUGGUGGCCGGGGAUUCGGUGGUUUUUAUGAGGAACUUGAGGAGGGAGAUGUUCGUCGGGGUCCGCCGAGCCGUGAGGUCGUCGAGUUCCAACGGCGAUUGCUCCAGGUGGAGCUCGCAGUUCGGGGGGACGAUGAGAGUGAAAGCGGAGGAGGAAAGCUGUAACAGGGAUGGUGGUAUGUCGAGGAGCGGAAGAGGGAGGCUGUCCGUGGAGGCAGUCGCGGAGGCGGCUGAGCUGGCGGCGCAGGGUCUGCCAUUCGAGGUUGUGUACUACCCGAGGGUCGGUUGGUCGGACUUCGUGGUGAAGGCGGAGCUGGUGGAGGAAGCCUUGAAAGUGUUUUGGAGUGCUGGAAUGAGGGUGAAGAUGGCCAUGGAGACUGAGGAUUCGUCCAGGAUGACUUGGUUUCAGGGAACGGUUUCUACUGCCUCUCCACCUGAUAACGGACCUUGGCGGGGCUCUCCCUGGCGAAUGCUUCAGGUUACGUGGGAUGAGCCUGAAGUUCUACAAAAUGCCAAGAGGGUGAGCCCUUGGCAAGUUGAAUUUGUUGCUUCCACACCACCACUUCAGACGUGUGGAUUCCCCCCGGCAAAGAGAUUCAGAGCUCCUCUGAAUUCUGGGCUGCUAACUGAUGGAGAGGGAGAAGUCUUCUUUCCUAUGACAGGAGCAGCUAACUCAACAAUUGAGCAAUUGAAUGCAUCAUUGUUGAGUUACAACACUUUUCCUGCUGGCAUGCAGGGAGCCAGGCAAGAAUUAUUUUCUGUAUCCAGUUUAUCCAACUUACUUAGUGAAACCACACGAAUGUCUGCUUAUAAUUCCUUUGGCAACAAUGUGGUACCUAAGUUGAAGACAGUCUCUACUGAGUUGAACAUUGGCAGUUCACAAUCGGAUAACUUGUCACCAGAUAGCCAGAGUAGCAUCCGCUCAUUUGGCACUGAAUUUGUUGGAAAUCAAUACUGCAACCCAACAAAAGUUGGCAAAAAUACCUUUCAAUUGUUUGGUCAGAUCAUUAAUGUGCCACUGCCUGCUGAAAAUGGUUUUGAUGAUGUUGGUUGCACUGAGGGCAAUGGAAUUAAAGGUUACAAUGAUACUGAUGGUGUGAAUGACUCACCAAAGCUUUCUUACACCAAGCUGCUUGAAAGGAUUGAUGUCCAGUGUUCAAGAGCCCCAGCCAUUGAAGCUUGUUACUUGUGAAUCAGUGCUUGCAUCUAUUUCAUGCAGAUAAGUAGCUGUACAGGUAUGCUUGUCUUUGACCAAAUAAUGGAACCAUAUGAGGAAGUUAGUAGAUGUCAGUUUGCUGACAUAUUUUUCACAGUUAGAUGUCCUUGCUGGUUUGACUAACACAAUUUGGCCUGCGCAUACCUUUUGACCAAAUAUGGCAUGCCUCUGUUUGGCUAUUACGAUUGACCUCUUGUUACAAUAAUUGGCUUUUCAUCCAUGAGUUAUGUUUUACCAUAGUAUGUCAGCUUUUUCACUUGGGUUAAUUUUGUUUGGACAGUAUUUGCAUUUUUACUAUGUAAAUAAUGCUCAACGUUUCCCCCCUUAUUCUUUUGUCACAUUGAUCUGGAAUUAGAACGUGCAUCAUUUUGAUCAAUUUCAGUAUUCAGCUAUAACAAUUCAAAGUUUGUUACCUUUCAUUAAAAGAUUGUUGAAGCUUAUCAUAUCUUGUUAAAUUGCAUGCAUUUAAUCUGACAAUGAUCUGUUGUCGUAGCAAUCUGCAUAUCUUUUUGCAAGAUAAAGCAAGUGGCGGGCUUUUACCAGUUACAUUCAUUUUUAUUAUAUUCAAUAUGAACCCUGAUGCGGGAAAUUAAUGCAGAUCUUUACUCUAUGACCCACAGAAAUACGGGGAGGGGGAAGGCAACAAUGUAUGAAGGGUCACUUUGCUUUUAUGUGAUGCCCUUAUAAGUUUUAGUUGCCAACUUUAGUAUACUGAUGAGUCUGUAAAGCGUAAUGGUACUGUCUGCUUAAUCUUUGAUUUUUCUUUGGUCUGUUGGCCUUACUGAACUUUAUACUAACAUAUGAAAAGACAUGAUCAAUAUUAAAACCCGACUAACUUGAACUGAUCUCAGAUCUUGUUUGCUACUCCAUGAACCUCAGUAUUUCUAAUGGAUAAAUAAAAUAAAUUUCCAAUUGGUGAAAAUGUUAUCAUAUAAAUAUUCUAUUGAAUGCUGAAAGACUUCACUCUAUUUUUUGUUGGCCUUGCUGUUUUUAUUCUUUUCAUUAUUAAUUUUAUUUUAUUUUUUUCCUUUUCUUUUCAGUACUGCCUUGUGUUUCAGCCUUUAUUUUCUGCGUGUUGGCUGUAAUUGAAGAAUCCAAUGCGAACUUUUACCAUCUUUUGGUGGUGUUUGUUUUUGCCACUAGAUUUAUUUAUUAAGCUCACUACUCUCUUUUCAGCAGGUACUUAAAGGAAGGCAGGUAGCUAGCUGACUACUAUAUUCUGACUAUUGCAGUAGCUAAGUGUGUAUUCUGGUUUUUCAAAGUCUGUGUUUGAACUUGAAACUAUUGUAGACUCAGUCUCUUUUUAAAUAUUUCACAUCGUGUCUUGGGGAUGUUGUUAAUAUGAUAAGUCACAUUAUGUUUCAGAUAGACGUUAUAUUUUGACUUAAUGAGUUUAAUCUGCUUGCUAUA